AAUGGCAAUGUGAACGUUUGCCAUCGACGUUUGAGCAAAUACAAUAUCCACACUAACAAUUGAUUUGUGCUCGAAGAAAGGCAACGAACUUUUGCGCUGUCAGCCAUUUUCAUUUCAUACUUUUUUAUUGGCGUAGAAUAAAAUUUACUCGUCUUGAAUAUCCUGUUUAUUCAAGUAAUAUUCAUUCUAAUUUUCACACCUGCUGCACUAGAGUUCAUUUUGGAGGCGAUUGGCAAAAAAACGGCACCGUAAAAAAUGAACAAUUUAUGGAAAAAAGAGACAGCGCACGCUGAAUAUGUGAAUCUUUUUGGAUCUGUUAAUGAUUCUCCUGUCGACAUGUAUGUUGAAUUACUCAAAACCAACCAAGCCCAGAAAGACAAUCGACGAUCAACCGAAUGGCGUUUCAAGGGAAAAGAUUUGUUUCGUCAAGGAAAUUGGAUCGAAGCAGUAAAAUGCUACAAUAAAAGUUUGUGUUUUGCUGAAAUUGGAUCUGAACAUGUGGCGCUAGCAUAUUCCAACAGAUCGGCAUGCUACUUUCACAUGAAGUUGUUCAAAGAUGUGUUAGUUGAUAUUGAACUCGCCAAAAGUGCAAAUCUACCAGACCGUCUGAUACCAAAACUGGAGCAACGUAAAAAUGAAAGUUUGCGUUUGAUGUCAGCUGUUAAGCGUAUGGACAUAUUCAAACCGAAACUAAGUUACAAAGCUAAUGAGCAUUUCCCGUGCAUGGCAAACGUUGUUGAAAUGAAAUACAGCCAAGAAUUCGGUCGCCAUUUGGUUGCAAAGUGCGACAUUCCAGUUGGAAAAACGGUGCUGGUGGAAAACGACAUCCCGCGAAUAAGAGAUGAAGUUAUGGUGUGCUACACUUGUUUACGAGUAAAUACGAAUUGUGUCGCUUGCCCAAACUGCGCGGAUGUUACAUUUUGCAGCAUUGAUUGCAUGAAUUGCAAUCAAAUCCACAACUUAGAGUGCGGUACAUUUUUUCCACACCUACAGCGUGAUAUAAGAAUUCAAAUCAAUACAAUUUUGUUGGCCAUCAACAGUUUUGCUGAUGUGGAUAGCUUAAUGCGAUUUGUUGAAGAUGCUUUACUCGAGAAUCCCGAGACAUUACCGACAUCAUUGUACGAUUCCAAGUCAAAAUAUCACUUCUUUUUCAAACUUUUAACAUCAGCACCACAUCCUUCUGGUCCAACGAACGCUUCUAAGAUUUACAAAAUUGCAAUGAAUUUGCCAAAAAUCAGCGGUCUGUUCGAUAGUGAUCGAAAGAAACGUUUCCUUAUGCACUUGGUUCUGCAUCAUGAAUUAAUCAUCAAUACUAAUGCAUGUGGAGUCGAUAAUUCCAAGCUUGUGGGCAAUAUGUUUUGCAUUCUGAAUCAUUCAUGUGCUCCGAACUUGUUGGGUUGUAUUUACUCAGGUCACAUUUUCUGUGUGUCAGGACGACCAAUAAGAAAGGGUGAACAGCUUUUCACCAAAUACUCAGGUACCGAUGAUGUUCCGUCAAAUGCACGAAAAACAGCGUUGAAAUCUCGUUGGGGCUUUGAUUGCAAAUGCGACAAAUGUGAACCAACGUGUGCACCAAUUGAUCGAAAGCUGAUUACAUCGGACCCAUAUUACAAGUACCUGGUCAAAAACAAAGACAACUUAAAUGGAUCUGCAAUCAUUCAAAAGAAAUGCGUUGAAUUUCUGAACAAAUACGGAUGUUUAGCAUGGUCUUCGGAAAUUGAAAGCGUAUUCGAAAUUUAUGGCUAUCAUUUGGCAUCAGCACUAGUUUAAGACUUUUCAGUUUUUUUUUGUAAUCCCGUUUUUUAUGUCUUAUUAGUUUUAAGCGGCACUCAGUGAGCAAAUCAAGAUGUUUUAUUUCGCUAUAGCCAAGAUACAUACGAUUCAUAUACGUAUCGAGUUAAAUAAAAAAAAAACUCAAAUAAAUUUCAAACGAAUGAACUUUCUUUUGGAAAAAAUCUUUUAAAAAUAGUUAAUCAAGUUGAAUUUACGAUAUCAAGUGUUCAUCUAUGUAUUUAAAAUUAAAUAAAGAAGCCAAAAAAUAUGCACCAAUUUCAAAGCAAAAUUUUAUUAAAGUAUCUUACAAGAAUAAAUAAAUUUCCUCCUCUCAUAAAAUGAAAUUUUGUAUGCAGUCCUCUUGAGGUUUGAUAUGCUCCAUUAAAUUCAAUGUCAACAUAAACAUAUUACGAUUCGAAAAUAUGAACAGAAAAAUUGGAUCUCUUUCGUUUAUUUUCAUUGAAUAGGUUUGACUCAAAACAGUGUAUUGAAAACGGCCUUCGAUGUAAAUGUAAAUCACAAUAUGGAUAAGCAUUUAAGCAUUCACUUGAACCAUG
Sitodiplosis mosellana (orange wheat blossom midge) is the source of this 2330-nucleotide messenger RNA. RefSeq names its product SET domain-containing protein 3-like. The coding region runs from base 256 to 1770 and encodes 504 amino acids. The transcript has 2 exons. Lineage: Eukaryota; Metazoa; Arthropoda; Insecta; Diptera; Cecidomyiidae. Gene Ontology annotation, molecular function: protein binding. The record is from RefSeq and is a predicted model, not a curated record.